CUCAUGAUAAAUCAGGCAGAAGAAUGUCGAACCUCUCCAAAUCGGAAGGCAGAAAAACUGGAUUGGGGGGCCGCUGUGUAAGGUGGUCGUCGGAUCUGAAAGCCAUCGGAGGGAUGGAAGACAGGAAGAGUGGGCGGCAGCUACACGCUUACGUUUCUAUGGGCCUACAGAACAAAACGUCAAAAGAUCCGCUAAACAACAGACAAAGAUAGAGAGAGUAAAGGCAAGCGUAUCUUGGGGAAUUUGUAGUCAAAGAUGCCAUCAUUGGGGAUUUUGUUUAAUCGGCAAUGCACACAAGAUGUUUGAUGAAAUUCCUGACGUCUGGCUACUUAUUAAUCUAUUGUGUUUGACUUUUUUAUGGUUAAACUCUUGUUUCCUGAUGCUCCAGUCACCAUUCUUGCCUUUUAUCUCUUUGUCAUCAGUUGAGUGCUAGAAGAAGAAGAAAAGACAUCAAGAAUCUCUUCUUCCUGAAAUUUAUAUUACACAAUUGAAAACAGAAGAUGAGGCGCCUCAUCUAAGAGCCUGGAGUUAUGUCUGUUUUGCCCUACACCAGAUAACAUCAACUCGUACAUGAUCUGAAAAGUGUUUGAUGGAAAUGGAGGGAAGAGUUUAUUCAGAUUUGUAUAGAAACUCAAGUGAAGAUAUGUUCAUAAGAACAUUAAUGGAAAGCCCAGUUGGAAUGCCAUCACCAACCAUGGAAAUACUCGGUUUCAAGAAUCUUUCUAGUAACUUCCGUGCAGAUAGUGAGGAACUUUUCAAGAAUUGGCUCACUAAUGGAGAGAAUCAAGGCCACAAUCCAUCAAGUUUAGUUCAUAAUCGUUCUCGACAAUUAUCUAGAAGGUUGCUUGUUGAUCAAGCUACUCAACAAAAUGGAGUUUCAUUUGAAAGAAAACCAAGUAAUGAGAAUUUGAUCCCACAAAGUUCGUUGGUAGUUGGUGAAUCGUCAAAUGACGUAAAUGCCCAUCCUAUUAGGAAUGUGGGGGCUAGCAAUUUAUACUUGGCUAAGGCAUGGUUUCAUAGUUCUCAACCAAUGACAAGAAGUCGUUCUUCUGAGUUAAGAAAGAGGUAUGUUGCAAUGCAAAACUCUCAAACAGCAAUAGGUAUGGAAGCAAUGCAUAAUGCGUCGGGAAAUCGAGUCAACCAAUUGAAACAACAAUUUGUCAACCAAAGUCAAAUCAAUGAGGCUUCAAUGUAUCAUACAAAUGGCUUCAUGCCUCAAUCACAUUCAUCUUCAUCUAAUAUCAAUGAAUUACAAUUUGGCACCAUUGAUAAAGUAUCUUCAGUUGUAAGCAUGUUAAAGGGCACAUUAGAACGCAAGAAGCUCAGAAGUCAAACUGAGAAAGAAGCAAUUGAAGAUGAUUCUUUAGGAUAUUAUUCAACUAUGAAUCAUGUAAAUGAGAUUCAAGAUUAUGAGGUACAAGAAACAUUCCAAGAUUUAUCGAAUGAAAUGAAGGAUUCUGGAUUGUUUCAAAUAGUUCAAGGAGGUAUAGAUGCUGACAUGGACAAUUUUGUGGCCCCCACGAAUCAUAUCCAAAUGAGUUUCGCAUCUAGAGAAGCUUCUCAAAGUGAAUCAUCACCUGUAAUAUCAAAUGGUUUUGAUGCAUGUGAUGGUCAAAGCAAUUCUGGUCAAACACCAAGUGCUUGUGAGAGCUCUAGGAAGCAAGUUGGAAUUGCAAAAACAUUAGGUACACGAGAACAAAUGUAUGAUAAUCUUCAAGAGGACCACAAGCAGAAAAGAAGUUUGAUUCGAUUUGGAUCAGUGACAUCAGCUGCAUCAGUAGACAGCAGGGAUCCUACAAAGAAACGCAGGGUGGAAAGGUCAAGAAAAAUGGCAGAAGCAAAAGGAAGAACUCAAACACCUGUGAUUUCAACAGAUAUGCAAUCUAUUCUGAAGCGAUGUGAAAAUCUAGAGAAGGAAGUGCGUUCACUCAAACUUAAUCUGGCUUUCAUGAAUAGGAAGGAUUCUGAACAAACAAAGCAGAUUGAAGAGCUUCAGAAGCAGCAUGAGGAGAUGAAAGAUGAAAAGGAACGCCUUUUAGAAGAGAUUGAGAGGAUAUUGUCUGAACCAGAUAAGAUGUGAUCAUUCAAAUCUGACAUUGAUGAACCACAAGUUCUUUUUUUUUUUUUUAUAUUCAUUGGUUUGUUUGUGAAUCAUGAUUAUGCACAUUAUUACUAUAAGGACAUUGCUAUGAUAUCUAAAUUUUUAAAUAUGUAUUAUUUCUACAAUGGCAUACUGAACAACAC
Lactuca virosa is the source of this 2244-nucleotide messenger RNA. The record is from the annotation of a GenBank genome assembly. Lineage: Eukaryota; Viridiplantae; Streptophyta; Magnoliopsida; Asterales; Asteraceae.